This is a messenger RNA of Mya arenaria, 4468 nucleotides long. RefSeq lists its product as uncharacterized. Lineage: Eukaryota; Metazoa; Mollusca; Bivalvia; Myida; Myidae. Gene Ontology annotation, biological process: positive regulation of transcription by RNA polymerase II; cell differentiation; negative regulation of transcription by RNA polymerase II. The transcript has 3 exons. The record is from RefSeq and is a predicted model, not a curated record. Bases 216 to 4142 code for a protein of 1308 amino acids. Gene Ontology annotation, molecular function: nuclear receptor activity; zinc ion binding; RNA polymerase II cis-regulatory region sequence-specific DNA binding.
UGACGAAGUCAUGUUCAUACGGAAUACAAUGCAAUGCACGGACAAAUUAAUCUAAAUAUAAUGGUAUUGUUUAACCGAAGAAAGAAAAUCAUUGUUUUGACGUCUCUGCUUGCGUUUGCCAACAACAACAACAAAACUGUCGAAAGGUGUAUUUCAGUGACUGCACCUAGGGAGACUAGCAUGAUUAUACAGAGGUAGAAUUUCUCCAGGCAGACAUGGACCCUGCCUUAGACUUUUUAAGUUAUUCCAAAGUGUCUCACUUCUCGCAAAUCACACCAACCAUGAAUGAGACUGAACCAGAACUUUGGACUGAAGACUCCAGCAAUAAUGGAAGUCAGUCAAGCAGCGAAAUGGCGGAUCAACAUCACUGGGAAACUAAUACAUUUAUUAUGUACCAGCAAAAGUCAGGCUCGUGUUCUGAAUCAAGCCCUGAGAGCAGCGAUGAUAAGACAGACUUAGAGGCUUCUUGUGGGAAUACAGACAGCGUUGGAAGUGAGGAGGGAGCCAACUUUUACUCCUCCGUAGAUCUGAACAAUAUGCCCACAACCCUUACUAAUAUGGAACAUGAACUCUUCCUGCCUGGGGGAGAUUGUCAGGAACUAUUGGGUCAAGCAGAUUCGAAUGAUGCAGAUAUGCCCUCUAACAUUGAAUUGUCCCCCUCUAAAGACAGUAAGCAUAGUAUGCUGAGAUAUCCGCCAUGUGCUGUUUGCUCUGGAAAAUCCUCCGGCAUGCAUUACGGCUGUUACACUUGUGAGGCUUGUAAGAAUUUCUUUCGACGGUACCUUCUUCGCAGCGAUGGUUUUCAGUGUAAGAAAAAUAAUAAAUGUGAGGUAUUGAACAGAAGUCGGGGGAACUGCUCAGGUUGUCGCCUUAAGAAAUGUCUUGAAGUUGGAAUGGCAAAGGAAAAGUCAAAGAUAGGUAGAUACACGCAUGCUCAACGUACGGAGACCAUCCGAAAAGUGAAGAAACUCGAGGGGAAAGAAGACAUCAUUGACAAGAUUGAGGACAUGGCCAAUGAGCUUACAGUUGUCAAGAGCGAGCCAACUAAUGAGCAUAAAGACAUUGCUGGGAAUAAACUAAGCGAGGAAGAAAAAGAUCUUGUUAAUACUCUUGUUGAGUCCAUGGAUGCUAUCCAGCAUUUUGGAGAGAGAGGAUCCACGCCGGAGGGUCGGACUGAAAUCAUCAAGGAGCAUUACCAGAAAUAUUUGGCCAAAGUUGAAUUGUUUGGACCCCUGAGAGCUAUUCCGAAGGAGGAAUAUUUUACCUUGUUAAAGUUGCAUAAUAUUGAUCUCGAUGGACGUUGGACCUUGUUUAAACAAGAAGCGAAUAACUGUUCUCACAUUGUGCAGAGAUAUUGCCAGUUUGCCUACAAAAUCCCAGGGUUUAUUGAGUUGUCAAUGAAAGAUCAAGAGUCGUUGCUAAAAGUCGGCCAUUGUGACUUCUUCACGAUCUUAUUACAUGAGGGCUAUGACCAGGAACGAAAGAUUUUCCUGGAAAUGAAUGGUGUGCCUUCCCACGUUGAGGAAGCAGCAGACAAAAUAUUUUCACGAGAAAUCGUAGAGCUUCAAACAGAAAUAUCAACACGAUGGCAGAGUGUCAACUUACUGAAAGAAGAAAAAGCGCUCUUGUUAGCCAUGGCCUUAUUGUGCUCAGAUAGAAUUGAUUACGAAAAUGUACAAAGUAUCGAGGCCCUCCAUGAUAGAAUCACAAACAUACUGAUAAAAGUCAUGGAAUCAGAAUUUGGCAAGGAUUCCCAAAAGCGCUUUGCGAAGUUCAUUGACAUUUUGACAUUCUCGCGAGAGGCUUCGUAUGCUUAUUACAAAGAGUAUCAGCAGAUGAGUAGUGAUGAAAUGGUUACCAUGGCAGCACCAGAAUUCCCCACCCUGUGCCCAGACGACUUCGGUGAAGCAAGUCAAUUCCCAUACGCAAUGAGUCUGUCGUCCGACGAACAAUCGAAUGAGUCUGCGAACUCCAACACAUUGUAUCCGGCAACGCCUUUGUUCGGCAAUCAUGUAUCAACAGCCAACGUUUCUAUGCCAAAAAGCAGUGUUUUGGUGUCAGAUGAUUCAACGUCGGUCAGUGGAAAUUCGGCGUUGAACGUAACAAGGAGAAACAACAAUCCUUUGGCAACUAACGGAAAUAUGUCAAUCAGCGGUGGUUCUUCGUCUAACUCAGCAAUGCCAGUAGACGUUCGGUCUCCGCCGUCCGUGAUAUCCAUAUCGAGUGAAUCUGAAGAUGGGUCUACCUGUCCUGUACCGGAUGAGCGAGGGUCGCGUCGCUAUGACACCGUUAACGCUACCAACAAAAGCGGCGAAGUCACUGAAGGUGGGGCCGCUAACAAAGCCUGCAACAAGACGAAUGUCGGAUCCAAGGAGGACAUAAACCAACUAUCGAAACCGGAUGGUGGAAAUAGACAUUAUAUUGUAAUUAAUGCGGAUAGCCAGAUAGCAUCCUCAAUAUCAAGGGACAGUACAUGUUACCUUCUUCCGCAGUCGGCGAUGUCAAGUGAGAGCCUUCCUGUCGGUGGUCACGUCAUUCCGUUGUACUUAGUGAUAAAUAAUCACAGCACAGCCGCCGUGGCCUCUGGUGCUGUUCCCCAUAUGCAGCAGGAUGUACAACACUCGCAGGGACGGUUAACAAAUCUUCCAAAUAUGGCAACUGGUCCUGCUCAAACGUUUCCACAGGGGUCCAUUGAACCAUCGAAGAGAAAUGAUACCGUCACUGCCUCUACCACAGACAGUUCAAUGGAAAAGCUUGUUAGUGACACAUCGAACAAAAGCCAAACAAAGCCUAAACAAAAACAAAGUGCCAGGAAGUUUGACGUCCUAAAGUUCCCGCCUUGCGAGGUGUGCGGCGGGGAGACGUCCGGUAUCCAUUUUGGAUGCUACACGUGCGAGGCAUGCAAGAUUUUCUUCCGGAGAUGUCUGAAAAGGUUGGCGGGAGACAAUAGUGCUCAGAACUGUGGAGGCCAAGGUCAAAGCCCGAAACAGCUAGUUUGUGGGCAAAAUGGAAAUUGUGAGGUCAGUUUCAGGAAUAACAAGAUGAACUGCUCUGCUUGUCGGUACAACAAAUGUGCUGCGUUGGGUAUGUCGGUGGACAGAUGUAAAAAAGGAAGGCUAACGUACACACAGAGGACUGAAACUAUCAAAAAGGUGAGAAUACUUGAAGGCAAGGAUGUUGAACCAAUGCCCGGAAUUUCCGGUGAAUGCAGCGUCCGCGCGGGAGAUACGGCGACAGAAGCAGCGCCUACGAAAGACGUUUACGGCGCCUUAAUAACUAAAGGCAUCCGAACUGUGAAAGGACGAGCUGAGCAUAGAGAGGUAUCCAGGGAUAUAAUCGACGACCUGGUGUCCUCUAUGCGGAACAUCCGGCCAUGGGGAGACGAAUUGGAGGACGAUACGACGAGAGAGGAGCGUAUCAAGGAACACUAUGACCGCUACAUGAUAAAGGUUGGCGUGUUCGGCUCAAUGGGGGGUGUUUCGCAGGAGGAAUAUAUGAACCUGCUCCAGAACUACGGCAUUGAUCUAGACGGGGGCUGGACCGAGUUCGCUAAAUACGCGGGGGAAUGGGAACACAUUGUAGCGCGCUAUUGUAAAUUUGCGAAGCAAAUUCCAAAUUUUACGAGAUUAUGUGUUGACGACCAGAUUAAACUCUUGAGGCACACCCAUUGUGAUUUCUUCGUCAUUCUUAUGCACAGGGGCUACAGAGAGGAGUACAAUAUAUUUCUAGAGCUAAACGGCAUUAUCUACCAUGUAGAAGAGGCGUCAGAUAGGUUAUUUUCCCGGGAAGUUAUUCAAGGCAUGGUUGUGAUGAUGUCAAAACUCCAAAAACUGAAUGUUACGAACGAAGAGAUGGCUGUCCUGGUUGCCCUCUCGACCAUGUCAACUGACCAAUGUCAGCUAGAAAAUCCCCAACUAGUCGAGGAGACCCAGCUUCAAUUAGCGGAUCUGUUGCUGAGCGGGAUGCGCGCACAGCAUGGAACAAUUGAGGGGUCGAAACGUUUCACGAAGUUCGUAGAUUUUCUGACAAAAAUGCGGGAAUUUUCGGAGGUUUAUUACAAGGAGUACAAGACAUUCUGCGAACACGACAUUGUGAAACAAAACCUGCCAGAUAUGACUGUGCUUUGUCCUGAUGAUGGAUGAACAUAAUUAUGGCUUAAGAUAUAUGUACAUUUUCCUCUAAAUUUGUGCUUCCACUUAUUUUUCAAAUGUCAUAUUAAUGUACCGGUGUAAUAUAUUCAUUGUUCAUGUAGUAAUAGUUUCAUUACUCAUUCGCUUUUUAAGUCUAUACACAUUCCAUAAUGAUAGAGACUUCUAUUUACUUUUAAAAGCUUCUAUUAACACUAUUAAAUUUGUCAAAAUAUAUAUUCCGUCGUUUGAAUGGUUAAAGGGAAGCAACUCUAUCUAGGUACGGUCAUUCUAUGGCAAUUAGUCUGCAAAAUAAUUCAAACAUAAACAUGUUAAAAUAU